AUGUGUGUGGUCGUCACCGGUCAUCCUCUUGACACAAUCAAGGUACGCUUGCAGACAAUGCCGAAACCGUCCCCGGGAAUGGCGCCAUUAUAUAAAGGAACUUGGGACUGUGCUAUGAAGACUGUUAGAAAGGAGGGAUUUUUUGGUUUAUACAAAGGAAUGGCAGCUCCAUUAGCAGGUGUAACUCCAAUGUUUGCAAUAUGUUUCUUUGGUUUCAAUGUUGGCAAAGAAUUGCAACAAAAACACUCAGGUGAUAAGCUCAGCUAUUUGCAAUAUUUCAAUGCUGGUCUGUUGGCUGGUGUAAUGACAACAGUAAUUAUGGCACCUGGUGAGCGAAUAAAAUGUUUAUUACAGAUUCAAGCUGACUCUAAAACGGCUCCCAAAUACAAAGGACCUCUUGAUUGUGCUGCCAAACUCUUCAAAGAAGGUGGUAUUAGGAGUGUCUACAAGGGUACAGGUGCUACACUAUUGAGAGAUAUGCCUGCUUCUGGAAUGUAUUUCAUGAGUUAUGAAUGGAUGCAAAAUAUGCUUACCCCCAAAGGUGGAAAUCGUAAUGACUUAAGUCCCUUGAGGACGCUUGUUGCUGGUGGAACAGCAGGAAUAUUUAAUUGGCUUGUUGCUAUUCCUCCUGAUGUUCUCAAGUCUCGGUAUCAGACAGCUCCUGAAGGAACAUAUCCCAAUGGGAUUCGAGAUGUAUUUCGUCACCUGAUGAAGGAAGAAGGAAUUCUAGCAAUGUACAAAGGAGUAACACCUGUCAUGUUGAGAGCAUUCCCUGCCAAUGCAGCUUGUUUCUUGGGCUAUGAAGUAACUGUUAAAAUAUUGGAUUGGCUGGCACCAAACUUAUAA
Molecule: messenger RNA, 846 nt
Organism: Acanthosepion pharaonis
Lineage: Eukaryota; Metazoa; Mollusca; Cephalopoda; Sepiida; Sepiidae
Source: the annotation of a GenBank genome assembly